This is a messenger RNA of Vicia faba (fava bean), 570 nucleotides long. The record is from the annotation of a GenBank genome assembly. NCBI's taxonomy places the organism in Eukaryota, Viridiplantae, Streptophyta, Magnoliopsida, Fabales, Fabaceae.
AUGGAACAGGUUCAUGUCCCUGUAGAAAACGCAAUUCAACUAACCACUUCCAUUUCUUCUUCCUCCAUUGAAGAUAAUAACAAUAACAAAACCAAACCCAAAGGUGAUGGAAAACACCCAUUAUACCGUGGAGUUCGAAUGCGUCACUGGGGAAAAUGGGUUUCAGAAAUUCGAGAGCCCAAGAAAAAAUCCAGAAUCUGGCUCGGUACUUUUCCAUCACCAGAAAUGGCGGCCCGAGCCCACGACGCUGCGGCCCAAGCCAUCAAAGGUAGCUCGGCUUACCUCAAUUUCCCCGAGUUAGCCGACCAACUUCCACGCCCGGCUACUAAUUCUCCUAAGGAUAUUCAAGCCGUCGCCGCUAAAGCAGCUGCCAUGGGCUAUCUCCAUGAACCCCAGGCCCAGUCCCAUGUUGAGGAGGAUGACAUGUUUUAUGACCUCCCUGAUCUGUUACUCUAUUCGAAUAAGAACUCAAGUGAGCUUCAUUACUCUGAGCCAUGGCUUGUGGCUGGAGCUGAACAUCCAAGCUCGGACUUUGGGCUGGAUGAGCCAUUCCCGUGGGCGCCAUACUAA